Drosophila novamexicana is the source of this 225-nucleotide messenger RNA. RefSeq names its product immune-induced peptide 3-like. NCBI's taxonomy places the organism in Eukaryota, Metazoa, Arthropoda, Insecta, Diptera, Drosophilidae. The record is from RefSeq and is a predicted model, not a curated record. The transcript has 2 exons. The coding region runs from base 51 to 173 and encodes 40 amino acids. Gene Ontology annotation, biological process: defense response.
GCUCACGAUCAGUUUCAACAGGCAAGUCGCAUUUGGAGCUUAUUGCAAACAUGAAGUGGUUAUCGCUGGCUUUCGUCAUGGCUCUGCUCGCAUUGGCAAGCGCCAAUCCGCUGCAGCCGGGCCAUGUGAUCAUCAAUGGGGACUGCAAAGUGUGCAACGUGCGCGGCGAUUAAUAGACUCUCGAUUAGGAGAACUUAAAUAAAUACAUAACCAGCUUUUGUUUAA